Messenger RNA from Triticum aestivum (bread wheat), 1524 nucleotides. RefSeq lists its product as uncharacterized. The transcript is spliced from 6 exons. Bases 157 to 993 code for a protein of 278 amino acids. Lineage: Eukaryota; Viridiplantae; Streptophyta; Magnoliopsida; Poales; Poaceae. The record is from RefSeq and is a predicted model, not a curated record.
CCUUCUUCUUCUUCAAGUAAAAGUCUGAGCACGGGCGCGAUGGCGGCUGACGGGGGAGAAGACAUGGAUGCUCUUUGCGAUCCAGAUUUGGGCUACUUGGCGCGGCCGCGAACUGCCCUCGCCUAAACUAAGGUAAACAGCUGUGUGAAUGAGGAUAUGCAAGAUAUCUGCUUUGGAAGCCAAGAAGCUCUGUUCAUGCAGCCAAACUUUUCUUAUGUGGCGCUGUUGAAGGGAUAUAUUGACCUAAAUGCUGGCUCUCAUACAAUCAAUACCCAGGGGCAGGAGUCGUGCUUGUGUGCUGCUGACAUUGGUCAAACAAGUGAUGCGGGUGUACCUCUGCUACAUUUACAACAAAAAAAGGCGGCUCGGGUCUUGGGUGGCAACAACAUGUCCAACGGCACACCAAGCCUUCAGGAUUUAGGCAUGAUGGGUGACUUUGUUGACGACCAGGACAAUUCUCCUGUGCAAAUGGAGGAUCUAGAUGCACAAACAACAUAUUUUCAAUUAUUCAAGGGAGAGGAUGAUAUAUCGUUUGAUGACUGUCAAGGAGAUCCAUGGAGGCCAACCCUCUUUGAUGAUAUUAGCUUGGAUCAGGUUGAUACAAACAAUGAAGGAAGAGACGGGUCUUCUGAGUGGGAGCAAAAUCAUACCUGGAAUCUUGAUUCGCCGACAUGUGUGCAAGCUGGUUCCUCCAGACAGUCUCGAGAGGCGGGAACAUCAACUGAUGCAUGCCAUCUGCAAGUGCAAGACAAGGAGAAUGAAGAUAAUGAAAUCAAUGAAGAAACAAUAGAAGAUUUUUUGGAAAAUGAAAGACGGGCCGCAGAAGGAGGGAACGAUAGAACAAUUGGUAGUGAGCUGAAACCUGAAACAGGGAUGCAUUUUGCUACGAGGGAAGAAGCUCAAAAGUUCUUAAACUUCUAUGCCUUUGUUGCUGGUUUCUCCAUAUCUGUUGUGUCGACUGCCCGCACAACCAGCAAAAAAAGGGACAGAUAAGUUACAAGGGUAACACUGAAAUGCAACAAGUAUGGGCAUAAUACAAAGCUGAAAUUGAAAACUUGUCUGUGCAAAGAAAAAGCACUGUCAUAGCGAAGACAGACUGCAAAGCACAAAUGCUAAUUACUUUGAAAGAUGGAAGAUGACGUAUAACUAACCUCAAUCUUGAUCAUAACCAUGAGCUCAACCCUGGCAGUAGGUUUUUUAGAUCUCAUGUUUACAUGUCUGAUGAAGAGAAAGCAUUGAUCAGAACAAUGAAAAAGUGCAACAUACCUACGAGGAAGAUAGUGGCAGUGUUGGCGUACAUAAGAGGAGGAAUGGACAAGUUACCAUACAACAAAAGGAAAGUGAGUAACUAUGGUACAACGGUAAGCAGAGAACCGGAAAAUAGUGAUGUCAUGGAAGUGCAGCAAUACUUCCAGAAGAAACAAGCUGAGAGCCCUGGAUUUUGCUACUCAAUGGAAGUAGAUGCAAAAAACAAGGUCAGGAGCGUGUUUUGGACAGAUGCUAGAUCUACAAUAAUGUACCAAG